GAGAACCAUGUAGAAGUACAAUAACAUCACCCUGGUGAAGACCAGCUUCAUAACCACAUAGGUUAUUUCUCUUAAUCUAUAAUUUGUGCCUCCUCAAACUCCCAGAAAUAUGCAUGUUUUGAGUCCUCCGUGACUUUCCUACAUACCUUGUUUCACUGCAGUUUUUCAUCUGGCCUUUGAUAUCCAGCAAAAGAAUGAAUUAUUCAGUUUUCUGCUCACUUCAAAGUCCAUGUUUUGAGUUGGGGAAUUGCCGCGUGCUUUCAGCGUUGUCUUCCCGCUAUUAUACGAUCAUGGCCUGGAGUGGUCUCCUUCCUAUGGCCAGGGUACAAUGGUCAGUGCCAGUGAUGCUACUACUGCUACUCUACUCACGCGAGUUGUCCUCGACCCCUGCCCGGCAUCUGUGUGGCUCUCAACUGGUGGAUGCUCUCUACUCAGUAUGUGGAGAAAGGGGCUUUUUCUACGGUCCCAGUCGACCCUACAAGCGAGAUUUGGAACAUCUGCUCGGGUUCCUGUCAAAAAGAUCCAGACAAGAGCAGAGCCUGUGGAGGGGUCUGUCUGGUCACAAUGAGCCCAAGGUGAAGAGAGGCAUCGUGGAGCAGUGCUGCAAUAAGCCUUGCAGCAUUAACCACCUGGAGGGUUACUGCAACUGAUGCGCCACCCCACAACUGCAAAACAAUCAUAGCUUGUAAAAAGGUCCCGAAGUCAAUUUCUGGCACAAUAUUUGCUGGCUAUGUCUUAUCAAAUGAAGGAAAUAAAGCUUCAUGACCCAUAACCCAAA
Solea senegalensis (Senegalese sole) is the source of this 778-nucleotide messenger RNA. RefSeq names its product preproinsulin b (gene insb). The coding region runs from base 195 to 650 and encodes 151 amino acids. Gene Ontology annotation, cellular component: extracellular region. Gene Ontology annotation, molecular function: hormone activity. The transcript has 3 exons. The record is from RefSeq and is a predicted model, not a curated record. NCBI's taxonomy places the organism in Eukaryota, Metazoa, Chordata, Actinopteri, Pleuronectiformes, Soleidae.